Messenger RNA from Penicillium subrubescens, 1161 nucleotides. Its product is annotated as NAD(P)/FAD-dependent oxidoreductase. The record is from RefSeq and is a predicted model, not a curated record. Gene Ontology annotation, cellular component: cytoplasm. Bases 1 to 1161 code for a protein of 386 amino acids. The transcript has a single exon. Lineage: Eukaryota; Fungi; Ascomycota; Eurotiomycetes; Eurotiales; Aspergillaceae. Gene Ontology annotation, molecular function: electron-transferring-flavoprotein dehydrogenase activity; flavin adenine dinucleotide binding.
AUGGCAUCUGUCAACGUUGUGAUUGUGGGGGCUGGAAUUGCCGGCCUCGUUAUUGCCCACUCUUUGCUUCAAGGGGUUCCCAACGCUAAGAUCGUCCUGGUCAACCCUUCCCAGACGUUCUACUGGAACAUUGCCUCCCCACGCAUUGUCGCCAAACCAAAGGCCUUCAAGCCAGAGCAAUACUUGCUUCCAAUCAAGGAUGCCUUCGCCCAAUACUCGAGCGAGAAAUUUGAGUUGGUUCUUGGAACUGCAACCGCCAUUAAUGUCGCUGGAAAAACUGUGACUGUCACCCUCAAUGGCAGCGGUGGCUUGAAAGACUUGUCUUAUGACCAUCUCGUGAUCGCAUCUGGAAGUACCAACUCGUCCACCACUGGUGCAGUCACUGGAACUUCAAUCCCAUUCAAGCCAUCCAAUCGGGACGAUAUUAAACAAAUUGUCGAGGCCGCCCAACAGCAGAUCGCCAAUGCCAAGGAGAUCGUGAUCGGUGGUGCUGGACCAGUCGGUGUUGAGUUGGCGGGUGAGCUUGCUGAAGGUCUCGGCAGCAAGGCAACUAUCACCUUGAUUUCUUCUGCAGACCGCGUGCUUCCCAUGAUCAAGGCCUCUGCUAGUGCCGUGGGCGAGAAGAAACUAAAGGAGAAGAAUGUCAAAAUCAUCACAUCCGCCAAGGUGACCGGUGCCGAGGCCUCAACCGAUGGAACCAAAUCCUGGACUGUCACUCUGGACAAUGGAAAGAAGCUGUCCGCCGACGUGUACAUUCCCACGACGGGCGCCAUCCCGAACAGCAGCUUCAUUCCUGCCGAAUUUCUCGACAGCAACGGCUGGGUCAAGGUCGACAAGGAGCUGCGUGUGCAGUCCUCCGGCGGUUCGGCUCUGCCCAUCUAUGCCGUCGGCGACAUCAACACCAACAACAUGCGUCUUAGCUUCAAGGCCACCGAACAGGCCAAGAUCGCCGUCACCAACAUCAAGGCCGACAUCGCGGGCUCGGGCGAGCGCAAGUCCUAUGAUCAGGGUGAGAGUAUCAUGAUGAUGGUGCCCGUUGGAGAGACUGGUGGUACUGGUCAGCUAUUUGGAGUGACUCCUUUUAGCUUCAUGGUCAAGUUCGUCAAAGGCAAGGACUACUUUGUGUCCAAGGCGCCGCAAUACCUGGCGGGCAAGGCUUAA